Messenger RNA from Rhodotorula toruloides NP11, 1023 nucleotides. RefSeq names its product omega-amidase. The record is from RefSeq and is a predicted model, not a curated record. Lineage: Eukaryota; Fungi; Basidiomycota; Microbotryomycetes; Sporidiobolales; Sporidiobolaceae. The transcript is spliced from 8 exons. The coding region runs from base 1 to 1023 and encodes 340 amino acids. Gene Ontology annotation, biological process: L-glutamine metabolic process; oxaloacetate metabolic process. Gene Ontology annotation, molecular function: omega-amidase activity. Gene Ontology annotation, cellular component: mitochondrion.
AUGCUCUCGCGCUUGACUGCGUCCCCUUGCCUGUUCCGAUCAGCCACUGCACACUCUCGCACAAUGGCCGUCUCUGCUCCUCCCGUCGUCGGCCGCAACUUCCGCCUCGCCAUGAUCCAGCUGGCCGCCGCAGGAGACGGGACAGACAAGGCGGCGAACCUGGCACAUGCGAAGGAGAUGAUUGCACAGGCUGUCAAGGGUGGAAAGGAAGGCAAGAAGCCGGACGUCGUCGUUCUUCCCGAGAUCUUCAACUCGCCUUAUGCUACUGGCGUCUUCAGGAAAUACGCAGAGCGAAUCGGCUGGUCACCCGAGACGAAGGACAGCUACGACGUCGCCAAGUCGGAGAGCGAGAGUGUCAAGUUGCUGAGCGAGGCGGCGAAGGAGCACGGCAUCUGGCUCAUCGGAGGGUCUAUCCCGGAACUCUCGCCUGACGACAAGGUGUACAACUCGUCGCCAACGUUUUCUCCAGACGGCAAGCUCGUCGCUGUCCACCGCAAGGUCCACCUGUUCGAUAUUGACAUUCCUGGCGGCAUCACAUUCAAGGAGAGCGAGACGUUGACUGGUGGAGACUGGCAGACGCUCAUCGAGACCGACUUCGGCAAAAUCGGUGUCGGCAUCUGCUACGACGUCCGCUUCCCCGAACUCGCCAUGACUGCCGCACGAAAAGGCGCAAUCGCCAUGAUCUACCCCUCCGCCUUCAACCUGACCACCGGCCCUCUGCAUUGGGAGCUCCUUCAGCGAGCCCGGGCGGUUGACAACCAGAUCUACGUCGCGAUGUGCUCGCCUGCACGGGCAACGGAGGGAGACGGCUACAAGGCUUGGGGACACUCGGGCGUGUACGAUCCGAUGGGCAAGUGCGUUGACAAGCUCGAGGAGAAGGAGGGUAUUCUGUUCGCCGACAUCGACAUGGACGCCAUCAAUAAGGCUCGCAGAGGCAUCCCCGUGACCGUCCAAAGACGGUUCGAUAUCUAUGCCGACGUCUCCCAGGUCAGCCCUCUCCCUCGUAGAAGCAGUCUUUCUUGA